UCGUUAUCGAGUUCAAACAACAGAUAGCGACUAUCCGCCAUGCCCAAGAACAAGGGAAAAGGCGGUAAGAACCGUCGUCGUGGAAAGAACGAGAACGACAACGAGAAGCGUGAACUCGUGUUUAAGGAGGAGGGCCAGGAGUAUGCGCAGGUCGUGAAGAUGCUCGGCAACGGCCGUCUGGAGGCUCUCUGCUUCGACGGCGAAAAGCGACUCGCCCACAUCCGUGGCAAGUUGAGGAAGAAGGUCUGGAUCAACCAGGGUGACAUCAUCCUCCUCUCGCUGCGUGAUUACCAGGACGAGAAGGGCGACGUGAUCAUGAAGUACACCGCCGACGAGGCCCGCAGUCUCAAGGCCUACGGCGAGCUGCCCGAACACGCCAAGAUCAACGAGACCGACACCUACGGCCACGAGGGCUUCGAGGACAACGUCGAGUUCGACGAGGACCGCGAGAGCGAAGACGAGAAGGAGAUCGAUGUCGACGAGCUCUAAUCUGCCCUCCCCCUCCCCUCCUUCUCUUGCGUCCCCGAUGCAUUUCCGCCCUGCCAGAAAGAGUCACUGGGUUUUAUUUGUGAACCUCCUCUCGCCGACCCUCCGUUUCCCUUUUUUU
Messenger RNA from Aspergillus steynii IBT 23096, 607 nucleotides. RefSeq names its product translation initiation complex factor eIF1A. Gene Ontology annotation, biological process: translational initiation. The transcript is spliced from 2 exons. The coding region runs from base 40 to 489 and encodes 149 amino acids. The record is from RefSeq and is a predicted model, not a curated record. Gene Ontology annotation, molecular function: translation initiation factor activity; RNA binding. Gene Ontology annotation, cellular component: cytoplasm. NCBI's taxonomy places the organism in Eukaryota, Fungi, Ascomycota, Eurotiomycetes, Eurotiales, Aspergillaceae.